Molecule: messenger RNA, 11072 nt
Organism: Cavia porcellus (domestic guinea pig)
Lineage: Eukaryota; Metazoa; Chordata; Mammalia; Rodentia; Caviidae
Gene: Apc2
Product: APC regulator of WNT signaling pathway 2
Exons: 15
Coding region: 1458-8819 (2453 amino acids)
Biological process (GO): nervous system development; negative regulation of canonical Wnt signaling pathway; negative regulation of microtubule depolymerization
Cellular component (GO): beta-catenin destruction complex; cytoplasmic microtubule; catenin complex
Molecular function (GO): beta-catenin binding; gamma-catenin binding; microtubule binding
Source: RefSeq, a predicted model, not a curated record
AGAAAUAUUCUUCCUUGUCCUGACUCAGUUUCCCCUUGUGCACCGGGGUGGAAUUGGCCAUUGGACACUGUGCCCUCAAACUCCCCUGCGGGAGAGAGCCCCAGGGAGCAGUGACACUUGAGAGAGCACAGGAAACACAGGAAACGGGACUUAGUCCACGAGAGGGAGGUAGGGGCGGAUGCAACGAAACUGGAAACUAAGGCAAGGCCAAGGUCACACACAGAGAUGGGGUUCCACAUCCCUGCCUCCCCAGGGGGGCCCUCUUUCGCCUACCUCCCCACCCACCGUGCUGUAGGGCUUGAACCAAAGGUUUUCACACUUAGCUCCAGCCACAUCCGUUUUGUAUGUUGAGACAGGGUCUUGCUAAAUCGCCAAGUUAUGAUCCUUCUGCCUCAGCCUCCCAGAGUGCUGGGAUUCCGGGCGUGCAACACCAUGCCCAGCCUCCAUCCUGCUUGGUGGCCUGCCCUGCCGUGCCCUCUACUUCUCCACCCUGAGGGUCCACAGACUCUGCCUCCUGAGCUCUCUCUGAUCUUGGCCCCAAGCCCUUGCCUCUCUGGUCCCUGGUCUCCCAGAUGGUGAGGCCUAGGUCCCCUUAGGCCCUUUCAUUGCUGGCAUAGAUACUGGUGGGGGGCUCCAAGCCCCACAGGAAAGAGCAUAGGUCCCACUCUGGGCUCCACAGAGCUUCCCAAUCCCCAUUUUACAGAUGGGAAAGUGAGGGGGAGAGGACAGUGGUCAGUGAUUCUCUCUGACCGCCUGCUGUUAAGCCACAGGCAGUGUCAUCCCGCAGGGACCUCCUGUUCCAGGCUGUGACAUGUGUCAGCAGCAGGGGGGAACUGGGCUGCAGGAGUUAAACCCUCAAGUGCUCUCUGAGGACCCAUUGGGGACCAGGGACAGCUGGGGAGACCCGUCUGGGACCCUUCCCCCCCCCCCCGUGGAUAGAGUGUGGGGGAGGGGCAGGCAGAAGGAGCUAGACUGAGAGACAGGAAGUGAGAGGCGCAAGGAGGGACGGACGGCGUCAGACGUGAGGAUGUGAGCAGACGGGAGAAAGGAGGGGCACCCAGAGGUCCCCCAGCGUGCUGGCCCAGCCACUCAGCACACCCCUCAGCUCAAGCUGGGCCGGACGGGGAGGGGCAGACUUGGCCGGGCUACUACCCGUCUCUGCCCCCACCCCACUCCUGCAAGGCUUCUGAUGUAAUAUCCAAGACGUAGCGUUUCACUGGAAUUGUGCGAAUCCAGUUGCAGGAGGUUUCAGAGGCCAUUUUACCCUGCAGUGGGAUGGAGGAUAAGGGGUCGUGACCCUCGGGGCAUUCCCCUUUUCUUAGGAAGGCGUCAUCUACCCUAUCCCCCCCCCACACACACAUCCUUCUCUGGCACCCUAAGUCCCCCAGGCUAGAGCUGAGGCCUGAUGCCCCACUGCUACCGCUGGUCCCCGCCCCGGACCGCAAUUGGCUGUUGCCAUGGUACCAGCCCAUCUUCCUGCGCAGCCAUUGGCCGCCGCGCCUGCAUCCCGAAUCCUGCAUCCUCCCCCGUUCUCGGUGGUCUCGCCCAGUGCCAGGAGAGGCGGUGCCGGCUGGCCAGGCCCGGAUCGGGCUUUGUCCACACCGGAGCCCCUCACCCACGCCACCGAAACCCCGAAGCCCUGGAGGCCGCACCUGCGGCCACCCAGGGCUGGGAUUUCGGGCGGGAUCCGCAAAGCUGCUUGGAGGGAGGAGGCCCCAGUCCCCCACCCCACUGUGCCCCACCCUGUCCCGGUCAGCCCAGCUGAAAUUAAGUGGAUGCGCGUUCCCGGGGUGAAGGGCAGCAUCGGGGCCUCCCUCCUUUUUUUCUGCCUCAUCUGUCAGCGUGGACUCUGUUACCCCAGACUGGGAGCUGGAAAGGAAACUGAACCCAGAAAAAAGGCGCUGCAGGAGCUGAAGAUGACGAGCUCGGUGGCCUCCUACGAGCAGCUGGUGAGGCAGGUGGAGGCCUUGAAGGCUGAGAACAGUCACCUGAGGCAGGAGCUCCAGGACAACUCGAGCCACCUGUCCAAACUGGAGAAUGAGACCUCCGGGAUGAAGGAGGUCCUGAAGCACCUGCAGGGCAAGCUGGAGCAGGAGGCCCGCGUGCUGGUGUCCUCGGGGCAGACGGAGGUGCUGGAGCAACUGAAAGCUCUCCAGAUGGACAUCACUAGUUUAUACAACCUCAAGUUCCAGCCACCUGCCCUGGGCCCCGAGCCUACUGCCCGGACUCCCGAGGGAAGCCCAAGCCAUGGCUCCGGGCCCUCCAAGGACAGCUUUGGGGAGCUGAGCCGGGCGACCAUUCGGCUUCUAGAGGAACUGGACCGGGAGCGGUGCUUCCUGUUGAGCGAGAUUGAGAAGGAGGAGAAGGAGAAGCUGUGGUACUACUCCCAGUUGCAAGGCCUGUCCAAGCGCCUGGACGAACUGCCGCACGUGGAGACGCAGUUCUCCAUGCAGAUGGACCUGAUCCGGCAGCAGCUGGAAUUCGAGGCCCAGCACAUCCGCUCGCUGAUGGAGGAGCGCUUUGGCACCUCGGAUGAGAUGGUGCAGCGCGCGCAGAUCCGAGCUUCGCGCCUGGAGCAGAUUGACAAGGAGCUCUUGGAAGCGCAGGACCGGGUGCAGCAGACUGAGCCCCAGGCUCUACUGGCCGUGAAGUCGGUGCCAGUGGAGGAGGAGCCUGAGGUCGAGGUUCCCACGCACCCCGAGGAUGGUACCCCGCAACCGGGCAACAGCAAGGUGGAGGUGGUUUUCUGGCUGCUGUCCAUGCUGGCAACGCGUGACCAGGAGGACACGGCGCGCACGCUGCUGGCCAUGUCCAGCUCUCCGGAGAGCUGCGUGGCCAUGCGCCGCUCCGGCUGCCUACCCCUGCUCUUACAGAUCCUUCACGGAGCCGAGGCGGGGGCGGGGGGUCGUGCAGGGAACCCGGGAGCCCCCGGGGCCAAGGACGCGCGCAUGCGGGCCAAUGCCGCGCUGCACAACAUCGUCUUCUCACAGCCCGAUCAGGGCCUGGCACGCAAGGAGAUGCGCGUGCUGCACGUGCUGGAGCAGAUCCGCGCCUACUGCGAGACCUGCUGGGACUGGCUGCAGGUGCGCGACGGCGGGCCCGAGGCGGGCGGCGCCCCUGUCCCCAUCGAGCCUCAGAUCUGCCAGGCCACCUGCGCCGUGAUGAAGUUGUCCUUUGACGAGGAAUACCGCCGGGCCAUGAAUGAGCUGGGUGGCCUGCAAGCUGUCGCAGAACUGCUGCAGGUGGACUACGAGAUGCACAAGAUGACCCGGGACCCCCUGAACCUCGCCCUGCGCCGCUACGCAGGGAUGACCCUCACCAACCUCACCUUCGGGGACGUGGCCAACAAGGCCACCCUCUGUGCCCGCCGGGGCUGCAUGGAGGCCAUCGUGGCCCAGCUAGCAUCCGAGAGUGAAGAGCUCCACCAGGUGGUGUCCAGCAUCCUGCGCAAUCUGUCCUGGAGGGCAGACAUCAACAGCAAGAAGGUGCUGAGGGAGGUCGGCAGUAUGACGGCCCUGAUGCAGUGCGUCCUGCGGGCCACCAAGGAGUCUACCCUGAAGAGCGUGCUCAGCGCCCUAUGGAAUCUGUCGGCGCACAGCACGGAGAACAAAGCGGCCAUCUGCCAGGUGGACGGCGCGCUGGGCUUCCUGGUGAGCACCCUGACCUACCGCUGCCAGGGCAACUCCCUGGCCGUCAUCGAGAGUGGCGGCGGCAUCCUGCGCAAUGUGUCCAGCCUCAUCGCCACACGUGAGGACUACAGGCAGGUGCUUCGAGACCACAACUGCCUGCAGACCCUGCUGCAGCACCUGACGUCGCACAGCCUGACCAUCGUGAGCAACGCCUGCGGCACCCUCUGGAACCUGUCUGCGCGCAGCCCUCGCGACCAGGAGCUGCUGUGGGACCUGGGCGCAGUGGGCAUGCUGCGUAAUCUGGUGCAUUCCAAGCACAAGAUGAUCGCGAUGGGCAGCGCAGCUGCCCUGCGCAACCUGCUGGCCCAUCGGCCCGCCAAGUACCAGGCAGCGGCCACGGCCAUCUCCCCGGGCACCUGCGUGCCCAGCCUGUAUGUGCGUAAGCAGCGGGCGCUGGAGGCGGAGCUGGACACCCGGCACCUGGCGCAGGCGCUGGGCCACCUGGAGAAGCAGAGCCUGCCUGAGGCCGAGGCCGAGCCCACCUCCAAGAAACCGCUGCCCCCGCUGCGGCACCUGGACGGGCUGGCCCAGGACUACGCCUCCGACUCGGGCUGCUUCGAUGACGACGAUGCACCGUCUCUGGCUGCUGCUGCCGCCACCGCAGAGCCUGCCAGUCCCGCUGUGAUGUCCAUGUUCCUGGGUAGCCCCUUCUUGCAGGGCCAGGCGCUGGCCCGUUCCCAGCCUGCCCGCCAUGGUGCCCUGGAGGCUGAGAAGGAGUCUGGGGGAGACGCAGCCGUGGCGGCCAAAGCCAAAGCCAAGCUGGCGCUGGCGGUUGCUCGCAUUGACCGGCUGGUGGAGGACAUCUCCGCUCUGCACACCUCGUCCGAAGACAGCUUCAGCCUCAGUUCUGGGGACCCUGGGCAGGAGGCGCCCAGGGAGGGCCGCGCUCAGUCCUGCUCACCCUGCCGGGGCUCCGAGGGUACACGGAGGGAGGGUGGCGGCCGGGCCCAUCCGCUGCUGCGUCUCAAAGCCGCACACGCCAGCCUCUCCAACGACAGCCUCAACAGCGGUAGCACCAGCGACGGCUACUGCCCACGGGAGCACAUGCAGCCCUGCCCACUGGCUGUGCUGGCCGAGCAUCGAGAGGACCCGCUUCGUGGGCAGAUAAGGCCCAGCCGGCUAGACCUUGACCUGCGCGGUGGGCAGGCCAAGCCGCCCUCACGUGACCCUGCAGCUACUGCUGACGCAGGGGUGCGCACCAUCAAGCUGUCACCCACCUACCAGCACGUGCCCCUGCUAGAGGGGGGUACAGGGGCACGGCCACUCACUGGGCCUGGGGCCCGGAAGCAGGCGUGGAUGCCGGCGGACAACCUCAGCAAGGUGCCCGAGAAGCUGGCAGGUGGCACUCCGUUGCCUGCGGUCAGCAAGGUCUUACAGAAACUGGCGGUGCAGGAUGGGCCACUGUCCCUCUCUCGCUGCAGCUCUCUGUCCUCACUAUCCUCUGCUGGCCAUGCUGGCCCCAGUGAGGGUGGUAAUCUGGAUGACAGUGACUCUUCUCUAGAUGGGCUAGAGGAGACCGGUCCUGGGGAGGCAGAGCUGGAUGGGGGUUGGCGGGCGUCUGGGUCCACCUCGCUGCCCGUGGCCAUCCCUGCACCCCGCCGGGGACAUGGGCGGGGGCUGGGGGUGGAGGAUGCCACACCGUCCAGCUCCUCAGAGAACUGCGUGCAGGAGACACCACUUGUUCUGAGCCGCUGCAGCUCGGUGAGCUCUCUGGGCAGCUUCGAGAGCCCGUCCAUCGCCAGCUCCAUCCCCAGCGACCCAUGCAGCGGGCUGGGCAGCGGCACCGUCAGCCCCAGCGAGCUGCCUGACAGCCCUGGGCAGACAAUGCCGCCCAGCCGCAGCAAGACACCGCCAGCGCCACAGGGCCAGCCAGAGACCAGCCAGUUCAGCCUGCAGUGGGAGAGCUACGUCAAGCGCUUUCUGGACAUUGCAGACUGCCGUGAGCGCUGCCAGCCACCUUCCGAACUGGACGCGGGCAGCGUGCGAUUCACUGUGGAGAAGCCAGACGAGAACUUCUCCUGCGCCUCCAGCCUCAGUGCCCUGGCUCUGCAUGAGCUAUACGUGCAGCAGGAUGUUGAGCUGCGGCUGCAGCCGCCUGCCUGCCCAGAGCGAGAGGGAGGUGGAGGUGGAGGAGGACACCGCCGGGGGGAUGAGGCUGGUGGCCGCCUGGAGGGCCCCAAGCCAUCCAGCUCUCGCACCUGCUCCUCCGGUGACCAGGAACUGGAGCUGCUGCGUGAGUGUCUGGGAACCACCGUGCCCGCCCGACUUCGCAAAGUGGCCUCGGCACUGGUGUCUGGCCGCCGUGCCCUGCCAGUACCGGUCUACAUGCUGGUGCCUGCCCCGGCCCAAGACGAUGACUCUGGCACCGACUCUGCCGAGGGCACGCCGGUCAACUUCUCCAGCGCAGCCUCGUUGAGUGAUGAGACACUGCAGGGACCCCCCCGGGACCCGCCCCGAGCGCUGGCAGACAGGCAGAGGCCAAGGGGACAGGCAGCUCCAUCCAGACAGGCAUCGGGACACUGGCCCAAGGCAGGGGGCGCUAGCAGGAGCGUGGAACAGACCCGGGGAGGUGGCAGGAGCAGGGCCGGCCUGGAGCUGCCCCUCAGCCAGUCUCCGGGCACUCGCCCCGACAGGGAGGGCCCUCAAGUGGGGCGCUCACGUGGGGACGGGGGUCUGCAGUCCCUGUGCCUCACCACGCCCACUGAGGAGGCGGUGUACUGUUUCUACGACUCCGAGGAGGAGCCACUAGCCAGCAAGGUGCCACCCCCACGGCGGGCAUCUGCAAUUCCUCGUGCCCAGAAGCGGGAAAGACCCGAGGGCCCGAAGGAGACCCAGACCCUGUCCAAGGCUGUGCCACCUGCCAGGGCCCCACCCAGGCUGAUUGUGGACGAGACUCCACCCUGCUACUCCCUGAGCUCCUCAGCCAGCUCCCUCAGCGAGCCAGAGCCCUCUGAGCGGCCAGCCCCCUGCAGCACUCGAGGCCGUGAGCCAGUGGUCACCAAGGAUCUGGGCCCUGGCAGUGGCCGGGAAAGCUCCCCAAGCCCACGCACGGAGGAGGAGCUGCUGCGGAGGUGCAUAGGCUCAGCCAUGCCCAGGCGCCGGCCCCAGGCCUUGGGCUCGAGGCGACGCAAGCCCCGAACUGCCCGGUCUGACCCUCGGCCUGCGCAGGAGCCCCAAGAGUGCGCGGAGCCCGUGGUGGGCUGCGACCCGGCCUCUGACCUGGACAGUGUGGAAUGGCAGGCCAUCCAGGAAGGUGCCAACUCCAUCGUCACAUGGCUGCACCAAGCAGCAGCUGCAGCCAACGUAGAGGCCUCAUCAGAGUCCGACUCCCUCCUGUCCUUAGUGUCUGGGCUGUCCAUGGGGUCCCCGCUGCAGUCAUCCAAGCACAGGAAGGGGCGACAGGCCGGGACAGGGGCUGAAGCAGGAGGUACUCAUCGGUCAGAGAAACGGUGUCCAGCCCCAGCCAAGAGCAGUGGGAGCACCCGCUCACCUGGAGGCCCAGAGAAACCUCGGGGCACGCAGAAGACUAGAUCCGGGGAGCCGGCAGUGCUCCGGGGACGCACAGUGAUUUACGUGCCCAACCCCACGCCACGGACCCAGCCCAAAGGCACCUCGGGUCCCCGUGCCACACAUAAGAAAAUGGGGGCUUCCGGGACCCCACAGCCAGACACCUCAGCCAAAACUCCUAGCCCCGGACAGCAGAGGUCACGCAGCUUACACAGACCAGGCAAGAUCUCAGAGCUGGCGACCCUGAGCCACCCCCCGAGGAGCGCCACGCCUCCCGCCCGCCUCGCCAAGACCCCAUCCUCGAGCUCCUCCCAGACCUCGCCUGCCUCCCAGCCCCUGCCCAGGAAGUCCCCUCUGGCCACCCCAACCGCAGGACCCCUCCCUGGCCCCGGGAACUCCCCCGUACCCAAGACGCCAGCUCGGGCUCUCCUGGCCAAGCAGCACAAGACACAGAAGUCGCCAGUGCGCAUCCCGUUCAUGCAAAGACCUGCCAGGCGGGGGCCACCGCCGCUGGCGAGGGGUGCCCCAGAAUCGGUCCCCAGGGGCCGGACGGGGCCCGACGGGGGACCCGGGGUUCAUGGGAACCGCCUGGGCCUGGUGCGCGUGGCCUCGGCGCGCUCCAGCUGCAGCGAGUCUUCCGACCGCUCGGGUUUCCGGCGACAACUGACCUUUAUCAAAGAGUCCCCUGGGGGCUUGCUGCGUCGCCGGCGCUCCGAGCUGUCCUCCAUUGAGGCCGCGGCCUCCACCACCCCGGGCGCCUCUUCACGCCGCGGCCGGCCCGCCCUCCCCGCGGUCUUCCUCUGCUCCUCGCGCUGUGACGAGCUGCGAGCGCCCCGCCAGCAGCCCCCCGCCCCACAGCGGAGCCCGGCGACGUCGCGUCCCGGGCCCGGCCCGCGCGCGCCCCGCCGCACCAGCUCCGAGAGCCCCUCGCGCCUGCCCGUGCGCGCGCCCGCGCCGCGGCCCGAAGCGGUCAAGCGCUACGCGUCGCUGCCGCACAUCAGCGUGGCCCGCAGGCCCGAGGGGACGGCCGCCGCCGCCGCCGCCCGGGUCCCCGCGGACGCCGCUCGCCGCAGCAGCGACGGCGAGGCCAGGCCGCUGCCCAGGGUGGCGGCCCCCGGCACCACGUGGCGGCGCAUCCGCGACGAGGACGUCCCGCACAUCCUGCGCAGCACGCUGCCCGCCACCGCCCUGCCGCUGCGGGGCCCCUCGCCCGACGAAGGCCCGGCCGGAGGUCCGCAGCGCAAGACCAGCGACGCCGUGGUGCAGACGGAGGAGGUGGCGGCGCCCAAGACCAACUCCAGCACCUCCCCGAGCCAGGAGGCGCGCGCACUGCCCGCGGCCCCCGCCCCGGCCCCCGGGGGCCCCGCCCCGCCCCUGGGCAGCGACGUCGACGGCCCCGCCCCCACCAAGGCCCCCGCCGUCCCCCCCUUCGUGCACGAGGCCCUGGGCGUCGCUGUGGGGGGCUUCCCCGCCAGCCGGCACGGAUCCCCUAGCCGCGCCGCCCGCGUCCCCCCCUUCAACUACGUGCCCAGCCCCAUGGCGGCGCCGGCGGCCACCAGCGAUUCUGCCGCGGCGGAGAAGGCGCCGGCCUCGGCCCCAUCCCCGGCCCACCUCCUGGAGUAGCGGCCUAGCUCGGCCCCCCCGUAGCCCCUCUCCAGGCCCGGCCCGGCUGCCCGGCGGGCCCUUCCCGUAGAGGCUGCAGCAGGCCCGGCCCUCGGGCACCUGCCCCGGGUGCCAUCAGCCUGGCCCCAGGGAGGCUAAGUCAAUGCUUCUCCACCGCGGGGCUCGGGAGACGCCAGCACCGAGCACCCAAAGGUGCCUCGGCCCGGCCCCCUCUCCUCGCAGAGACCAUCCACUGAUGCUCGGGCGGGGACCAGCCCCAGCUGACCUGGGCGCAUCCGGAGGGAGGUGACACCUCUGGUCAGCACCUGCCCUGCCUGGGCAGCCCUCGCAGCGCUCAGGCGCGGGGAGGACAGCUGGGGGGUUCGGCGCGCUGCGCCUGCCAGCUGGGCCGACCGCGUGCGCCCGCGGGCGGGAGGCGGCCUCUAAUUAGGCGUGGUAAUGCGGUAAUGUCGGCGUAGGCGCUUUGUUUCUCCUCCGGGCUCCAGCUGCGGAGGCGGGGGAUGCGGGGAGGGGCUGCGCCCCAGGGAAGGAGGCUCUUCAGAGAGCCCGGGCCUAUACCACCCUCCCCGGGAAGGGCACCCCCAGGUUACUUGUCCCGUGGGCGAAGUCGGGGUCAGGCAGAUGCGGACAGUGACCAGUGUAAGACCCUUUCCAUCUUACAGGGAAAGCCCCAGGGACGGGGGUGGGGGUUCAGGGCCAGGUGGCGCGGUCCGACCCACUGUCCCCACUGUGGUGGGUGGAACACUGGGGUAGGAGGAGCUGGUGUGAUGGCGCACGCCUGUCAUCCCAGCAGCAGGGAGGCUGAGGUAGGAUUGCCAGCCUGGGUUACAUGGGGAAUUCAAGCCCAGCCUGAGGGGCUGGGAUCCCAAGGCCUGGGCUGUAAGGUGGUGGCUGGUCUCUAGGGGAUCAUCCCCACCAAAGGCUGCUCUCACUGUUGGUCGUGCCCCUCCCAUCACCUGAACCCUAACCCCAGGCCAGCCUGAAGGGAGGACCUGGGUAGGGGCAGCCCUGGCCCGCCCGGGACCAGGUUGGAGGGGGAGGGUUGUGCCAGGUGAGGUGGUGGACACUGAAUGGGGACCUGGGCACGAGGUCCCUCCUUGGGGAAAUGGGGCAGAGCUUCCCCGGAGAGAACCUUUCUCACCCCUGUGGCACCUGCCGCCACAAGCAAUUACCCUGGCAACUCUAGGCCCCUCCCUGGGGCCCUAGCUCUGCAGUCCCAGGACCCACAGAGAUGGGAGCCCCCAGCCCAGAGAGAGGUGAGGCUGCGUCCUACUGACCCUGCCCUGCUGCUGUCUGAAACAGGCAUCCUUGGGGCUGGGCGACCAUGCCAAGGGACGGUGGCCAGGAGGCUCCAACCAGUCAGGACUCUCUCCUUCCACGCGGGGUUGCCUGGGCACUUGGGGGGCAGAGCUGGCCGGGGACAACCGGCAAGGAAAGAGGCCUGGAUCUGCAGUGACCUCAGGACACAGACUCGGCAGCUGGGUGCCUGCCCACUGGCCCACACUCACCUUGGAUCAGCUGCACCCCCAGCGCCUGUUGGCGGGCAGUGGACGCCACCCUACUGACUGCAGGGCCCGGGCCAGUGUGGCUCACCUGACCAUGCACUAUGAGACCCUGGGCAGUACUCUGCCGCCUUGUGCCUCAGUUUCCCCAUGUGGGGGCCGCGGGGAGAACUCCCAGAGCUACCUCUUGGGUGAGGGGAGCCUGUUGUGAUGAGGGAGGCCCCCGGUGCUGCUCACUGGGGUGACCCUCCCCUCUCCCCAGCUGUGAUGUAAGGGGCUGUGGCUUCACGGCCACCUCCAGCAGCCACGCUUGCCGUCUGGCUCAGGCAGGACUCAGGGCUGGAGCUGGCAGUGUGGCCACUCGACCCGGGGCUGAGCCAGUGGUCACCAGCCUUAGGACUUACGGGUGAUCCUGACCCCCGCCAGCACCAGCCCAGGCAGACCAAGGACCCAAGCCUCAGGCUGACAGAUGCUGCCCCGCUUGGGCACUGGCUUGGGGCAGAAGGCCCCGCCCCAUACCUCAUCUCCCACCCCCCACCCAACUGUCACACGGGCUAUGGCCCCUGCACCUGGUUCCUGCCCGGUCUGUCAGCUCUUCCAGCCACCAACCCAUCUCUGUCUAGGAUUCCUCAGUGUUAACCGGAUGUGUAAAUAGUUAGGGCCCUGCGCACCCACCCCACUCCCUAAGCACCUGUGCGGCCCAGGCAUCUGGCUUCCUGUGCACCUUUAAUAAAGCGAGCUGUCAACGCUG